Agrilus planipennis (emerald ash borer) is the source of this 1945-nucleotide messenger RNA. It is a transcript of the gene TTLL12, whose product is annotated as tubulin--tyrosine ligase-like protein 12. The record is from RefSeq and is a predicted model, not a curated record. Gene Ontology annotation, biological process: protein modification process. Lineage: Eukaryota; Metazoa; Arthropoda; Insecta; Coleoptera; Buprestidae. Bases 132 to 1934 code for a protein of 600 amino acids. The transcript has a single exon.
AUUUAAUUGAAUGUCUGACGGUUGACGGAUGACGUUCAAAAUAUGCCAAAUUAUUUAUCGAGUAACCUAGAAAAUGGAUUACAUUUUUUGAUAUAAUCGAAUAUGUUUAUAAUUUAAUACUUAUUAAAAUAAUGGUUCAUCAAAAACUGUUCGAAAAUUUUGUAAAUACUCACAAGCUUCAGUUAAUUUCAUCUGGAGUACCUCAUCAUUUAUGGGAAACGUUAUACCGGAAAGUAUCCAAGCAAAUAUUCGAUGCCGGUGGAACUUUUUGUUUGCUUCGCAUUGAUUAUGAAGAUGGAAAUCGUGGAGAAUUCGAUGCGGUAUGGCAACUUAGAGUCAGUAAUGAACAAGGCAUUAAAGCAAAUGAUUCACAGCAAAUAUACAUAGUAGAUCAUGCUUGGACAUUUCGAAUGGAGAAUGCAAAACAACAACUUUAUGAAUUGCAUUCUUUAAGAAGUCGAUUGGCAAAUUUACUUAAUAUAAAUCAGGACCAGGAUACAGAAAACCUUAUUGAAGAAAUUUAUAAAGUAAUGUGGAAAUAUUGCAAUUACUAUUCCAUAGCAAAUGCAGAAAGUGUGGAGGAGCAAACUCCAAUUUGGUAUAUAAUGGAUGAAGUUGGUUCUGCAAUAGGACAUAGUGAUGAUCCCAAUUUUAGGAUGGUACCCUUUUUUUACAUCCCUGAUCAGAUGACAUACUCUGUAGUGUUUCCAGUAAAAGAUGUUGACUUUGAGGAAACUGUAACAAGAAAUUUUGUUGAGGUAGAAUGUACUGAAGAAGAAAGAGCGGCUUAUUUACUGCCAUGGCAAUACACUUCAUUUUUGGAAAAAGAUCACAGUCACAAAAAAUUAAAUGCUGACUAUUUUUUAAGUGGUCAUGUCAAAGAAAGAAUCCCAAGUAUGUACAAAUCUCAAGGUGCUGCGUUUAAGAAAUCUUCAUACAAAGUUUAUUCUGAAUACAAUUUGAUAAAUAAGUACUUAACUGACCCUAAAUUCAAAAUUGUUGACAGUGAAAAUGAUGCUGACAUUUUGUGGUAUACCAAGCAUUAUAAAACAUUUGAUGAAUUAGCUGAAACUCCAGAAAAAUUCAUAAAUCAAUUUCCAUUUGAAUAUGUUCUUACUAUAAAGGACCUAUUGUGUAUUGUCUGUAGAAGAAAAUCUGAUUCAACGCCAGACUGGCUUCCAGUGACUUAUAAUUUAAAAAUAGAAUUAGUGGAGUUUGUAAGUUAUUUUCAAAAAAAGGAAAAAGCAAAAUUAUACAACUAUUGGAUCAUUAAACCGUUUAAUCUGGCAAGAGGGUUAGAUACUUACAUCACAAAUAAUAUAAAUUGUAUUAUGAGACUGGCCACAACUGGACCAAAAGUUGCUCAACAAUAUAUUGAAAAUCCUGUACUAUUUUUUGAACAUUCUGUAAGUGGAAAGGUAAAAUUUGAUAUUCGUUAUGUGCUUUUACUUGUCUCUGUGAAACCACUGAAAGUUUAUGCUUAUAAAAAUUUCUUUUUACGUUUUGCUAAUAAACCAUUUGAAUUAAAAAAUUUUGAAGAUUACAGUCAACAUUUUACAGUGAUGAACUAUACAGAUAAAGGGGAAAUUAAACACAUGUUAUGUUCUGAUUUUAAAGUUGAAUGGGAAAUGCAAUAUGCAGAUCAUCCUUGGGUAAAUGUUGAGAAACAGAUUUUUAAAAUGUUCAGUGAAGUUUUUGAAUGUGCUGUUAUGGAAGAGCCUCCUUGUGGGAUUGCAAGUAAUCCUCAGUCAAGAGCGCUAUAUGCAGCAGAUGUAAUGCUUGAAUGGGCAGAAAAUGAGAUACACCCCAAAUUAUUAGAAAUCAACUGGAUGCCUGAUUGUAAAAGAGCAUGUGAAUAUUAUAAAGAUUUCUACAAUGAUAUUUUCAAUCUACUUUUCUUUGAUGUAGUUGAUGAUGUUUUUCAAGAAUUAUAACUUGAAAUUAC